AAAACCUUCAGGGGUCAGAAACAUGCAGACUGACGCAGGAGGAUAUAUAAGUGCCCAGAGGCAGGGGUUCAUCUCUGGAGGACGUCAGCUCGAAUGUCAACAUGAGGGUUGUCAACAUUGGACCAGACCCGUCUCUGGCUUACCGGCCAAAUUUACAUUACCAUGAUGCAAAGGAGAAGGAAGACUACAGAAACUUCCAGAGUGGAAUCCUCUUCAGCCGAGUCUUUAAAACGUACAGCCUGAUGCACACCAACCAGACCGUGGAGUUUGUCAAAAGAAAGUACUCUGAAUGGACCCAGUUUAACCACACUCAGAUGGGGAUGAUGGAUGCCAUCAUGUCCCUGGACCAGCUGGUGGAUGAAUCUGAUCCUGAUGUUGACUUUCCCAACUCCUUCCACGCCUUCCAGACUGCUGAGGGAAUUCGCCAGGAGCACCCAGACAAAGACUGGUUCCAGCUGGUGGGCCUGAUCCAUGAUGUGGGGAAGAUCUUGGCUCUGUGGGAUGAACCUCAGUGGGCGGUGGUGGGUGACACUUUCCCAGUAGGAUGCAGAUUUCAAGACUCAAUAGUGUUCAGAAACAACACCUUCAUGGAAAACCCAGAUGAAAAAGACCAAACAUACAACUCUGAAACUGGGAUGUAUAAACUAAACUGUGGCCUGGAUAAUGUCCUCAUGUCAUGGGGUCACGAUGAGUAUCUCUACAGAGUUUUGAAGUUCAACAGCUGCUCCAUCCCAGAGGAGGGGUUGUACAUGAUUCGAUUUCAUUCCUUCUAUCCCUGGCACUCUAAUGGAGAUUACAUGCACCUGUGUAAUGACAAAGACAAGCAGAUGCUGCCCUGGGUCAAAGAGUUCAAUAAGUUUGACUUGUACACAAAAACCAGCACCCUGCCUGACGUGGAUGAGCUGAAGCCAUACUAUCAGUCUCUGAUCGACAAAUACUGUCCUGGAAUCCUGAAGUGGUGAAACCGAAUCAAACACCAUGUAAAUAAUUGAUUUAUGCUCGUUUGUUAUGUGUGCAUUAGGUACGGCAAGUCAUUAUACGUAAAAAAGAACAUUCAAAGAUUUUUUUUGGAUCAAAUUUUAUUUUUUGGAUCAAGUUUAAAACAUGAUAAAAUCUCUACAACUUC
Molecule: messenger RNA, 1126 nt
Organism: Nothobranchius furzeri (turquoise killifish)
Lineage: Eukaryota; Metazoa; Chordata; Actinopteri; Cyprinodontiformes; Nothobranchiidae
Gene: miox
Product: myo-inositol oxygenase
Biological process (GO): inositol catabolic process
Cellular component (GO): cytoplasm
Molecular function (GO): iron ion binding; inositol oxygenase activity
Source: RefSeq, a predicted model, not a curated record